UUGGGCUCCCCCAGUCGGUCACUCCCCAAUCCCGAUCCCACUCCUAUCCAUCCGGGAUCCCAAUCAGUGCCGGGCACUGUCCGGGAUCUCGGAGGAGGAGGAGGAGGAGGAGGACACGGGGGGGGUGGGCCUUCCUGUUGCCAUGCAGGAAGAGCGAGAGAGAGACGGGGAGAGAGGAGCGACUGUUGUUGUGAAAGGGGGGGAGACACACACACACAAAAAAAAAAGGGGACGGGACGCAGCGUUUUGGACUCGCGAAUCCCUCCCGUCUUGGCCAUGGAGAGCAGGGGCUCGGACCCGCGCCGUGCUUUCGCCUGGAUCCUCGGCUCGCAUCUUCUCUUGCUCGGUCAGUAUCGGCGCAGGUACAUUUCCAGCCACAGCCUUAGACGUUUACACGCCGCCUGAAAUCUUCAUCGAGAACGGGACGGCGGGGACGCUCAAGUGCACCUUUCGCUCCAAGGAGGUGAUCAGCAGUGACGCCACGGUCUCCUGGAGUUUUCUGCCCUUGGGGGGCGACAGGGCCAUCAAUUUCUUCUACUAUUCGAGGGGAAAGUCUUAUCCUGGCGACAUACCCCAGUUCAAGGGCAGAGUGACAUGGGUUGGAGACCUCAAUAAGAAAGAUGCCUCGAUCCAGGUCAAUAAAAUGCACUUCAGUGAUAAUGGCACCUACUCCUGUGAUGUGAAAAAUCCCCCUGACAUAGUUGUGACUCCAGGACGCAUACAGCUCUACGUCGUGCUGAAAGAUGCUCUGCCUCAGUCAAAUGCUGGAAUAAUUGCAGGAGCUGUGAUUGGAGCCAUUCUUGGCUUGAUACUCAUCAUCAUCGUUUUCUAUUUGAUCUUAAGGAGACGGGGAGCUAAGCCGGAAUAUCAAGGCUGCACCUCUUCUGAGAGUAUGAUUUCACAACCAACGCGGAUGGGGAAGAAAGCAGACUCCAGUACAGAAGGCUCAAGGUGUAGCAGUCCGUCCGGCCCAGUCCAGACGGUGCUCGAUCACCAUCCUUUAGCAAAAGCUGCUUCCUCCUGGGAAGGGUCUGGGGCAUCGCGGCAACACAGGGGCCCGGUGAUAUAUGCCCAGCUGGACCACUCAGGCAGCAAGAGCUCAAAUAUAUUGCACAAGUCUGAGCCCGUGGUGUACGCUGACAUCCGGAAGAACUAAAGAACAACUGGAAAUGGAAAAGACGAAGUUUUUAUGUUUUCUUAUUUACUGUCAUGGACAGUUUGAGGAUUGCCGCAUUUCUGCGUGAACAGAUUUUAUUUAACUGAUGCUGAGAGCAUUGCAUGUUCAGAAGUUACAAGUGUGCACAGCAACAAAGACGACUUAAUGCCACAGUGCCCUGUCUUCCUUCCCCCCCGAACCUAAUUCAUCGGAUUUUCACUGACAAAAUUGCUUGCUGCAGGCAGGAACAGUCACUUUAAAUGGUAGUAAACGAUAGUUGCUGUAGAUUGUAUCCUCCUCAACAGUAGCACUCCAGUGCUUGUAGAAAUAGAGGAAUGGUCACCCAUGGGGAGCUGGACGACCACUUCCUUGGAAUCCUUCCUAGAGUAAUCUUCCGAUCUCACCACAUCCCCCACAAUGUUCAUCACGGUGAAAGUAAACUGGGGCGAAACAAAUCAUUUCUCAAAAAUCAAGUUUUUCCGAGUUGAGCAGGAUCAUACAUUGCGUUUGACUUACAUCCUUGUGUAAACUGGUGGUAGAUGUUAUACAAAUUAAGUAUAUUUGUGUAAUAAUAAUCACUGGCUUAACAAAUAAAAAUUAGGUGUUUUCUAGUGGUUUAAGAAGAUCUUGAUGGAACUUAAGUGUGAUUAGUCUAGUACAAAUGUACAUAAAAUCUGCAUGUAAUUUAUUCAUGACCAGAAUAUUUUCAAAGCUUAGGUUUUUGUAAAAAUACUGUUGGUCCCUGGUGCUUUGUAGUUUUUAGGUACAGGAUGGAAUAAAGCAUUAAAGCUGCCCUAUAGUAACUAAUCCAGGUGGACAAAAGUAUGUCUGUGAGACUUUUUAAAAAAGUUCUAAUUACUACACAAACUGGAACAUAAACUAGUGUUCAUCUCAUACAAUAUUGCGCAGGUGUUCCCUGUGCAGUUGUUGUUUUUGCUCAUCCCUGAGCUGACUCUGACUACCAAGCUGUGCCCCACUUUUAUUUUAUUGUUUUGGCCUUAAUUGUUUUUUCCCGCUGCACAAUUGUCCGAUCAUGUGACUGUGUAGAAAAAUAGAACCGUUUUUGCCAGUGAACAGCUGUCUGUAUUUCAUAGGUGCUUAUCAACUGCCAAACGAGAUCCGUUUUUUUAUCGGACGCACUUGUUUUAGGAGACUGAAUUUUCUUGUGCCACUAUUACUGACAUGAGCAAAGAUUGUGCCAUAAUUGUUUUUAGUUCUGUUUCAACUCCAUAAUAUUUCAUGUGCUAUUUAUGAGGUGCCAUAAAGGGAUUUUUUUUCUUUGUCCUUAAAGCCUUUUUCUUUUACAGUUUAGAAGUAACCAGUAAAAAAGGAAAGCAGUUUUAUUAGAUAGCUUUCUAGAGCAAAAAUACAACAUUAGGAAUGUAGCUGAAUAGCAUUAUAGCAUUAGCUCUUGUAACAAGACUGGCGAUUGUCCGCCACAGAUUCUUAACGAAAGCCUUUAUAUUUCUGCAACGGAAGCCUUUUUUUUUAAAUUCCCCAUUUCCAGAAUAUUUUAUUGAUGAGAAAAAACCAAAUGCAGCGAUUAGAGAGUUUCAGAAAGUGAGACGAUGGAUUAAAGUGCUGUGCGAUUGGUCCUUUUAAAAAAAAAUCAAUGAGGAUAUCAAAUGUGCUGUAGCAAAUUGGAUUCCGUCUUGUUCUGCUUUUCAGUUCGUAGUUUAUUGUUGCUUUAUGGCAUCAGUGACUCUUCCUCUUUUAGUGAAGUUAGAAAAUGCAGAAAUUAUAAUUAUGCAUCUUGCAAGAAGGGGGAAGGGCAGUGUGCUGGAAACAAAAGAGCUGCUCUUUCCUUAACAUCCUACUUUUUCUUGCGUUGACCAUAUGUACUCUGUAUGUACUUCUGUUCAUUAGAACAAUGUAUGCAUCUGCGUUUAUUAUUGGAAAUGAAUCUUCCUUGUUGAUGCAGUUGUUGGAAGAGCUGUAGUAGCAUACAUCUCAACUGCUGUGUCCCGGGACACUCCUACAACCCAUACAAGUGGAGAUCAUACUGACUAUGGGGCCUGUAUGCUCAGAAUGCAGUUCAUCUAAAUCCGUUUGUAAGGCAUUGCACGCCUUCUUAAGUUCAUUAAGACUACGCUGCAGUUCUUGAACUUGUACUCGGUUUCUAAUAAUAGUCUUUUUGCUGACAUUUUUAAAAUGCAUAAUUUGUAUCCUGACGAGUCUUAAGAGCGUGGAGGCCUUUGGAGUCUCACAGUCCUCAUUGCUAUGUCUUCCACUGGUUUCUCAUUGAUGACAUUUCCAGAGAGCACUGUCCACUCUCCUGAUGAAUGUCCUAGUUAAAUAACCAAGACAACUUCCUAACAUUCCUCAGUACAUCAUAAAAUACUGUAAACUUUCCUCCCCCAGUUUUUUGCAGUGUUAUCUGUAGUAUUUGUAGUAACCUGUUAAAGAGUAAAAAUAAACCCACUGUUUUGUUUCUUGCUUUCAGCAUUUGAAGGACAGUGCUCUGUACAGUGCUGGUAUUUGCUUAUCAAACAGUGCUCACGGCUCUGUUAAAUGUACAGCUGCCUUUAACACAACUCGGCUAAAUUUCUAAGUGUUUUUUAUGCUUGUGUUUUAAUAUCUUGUAUUGCAAAUCAAUCUAUGCUAUGUGAUGUGUAUGAAACAUGCAAAAACUUCUUCCUUUAUUGUUUUUUGUAUACUCUAAAUGUUCUAUGUCUUAAAACUGGAAUGUAGACUUAAACAUGGAUGCCUUUGUGUUAUGUGCUUUUUUUUAACCCUGAAACUGGUACAUGAUCUCUGCUUAAAGAUACAAACGAAUUUGGUUGGUUUGGAAUAAUUCUGUAUCUACUUUUACUUUAUGCAUAAAACUGUUGUACCUGAUUUAAUUUUAUAUAAAAUCAUUUACCUUUUUUAUGGGUAAAUUUAAUCUGUUGUGGUUUGUUGUUUAGUAAGCGUGGAUGUAGUUCAGCUACAUGGAGAGCAAGCCAGUCUAGACAUGAGAUCGUUGAACUAGAUAUUGUUAGUGGCAGUUAUCUCACUCCAUAAGAGAGGUUGGUAAUAUACAGGUCUGUUGUAAAUGACAUGAAAGCUCUUGGAAACUUGCACCACUAGAGGGCACUGCUGUCCCUUUUUUGGUUUUCUCUGAAGCAAACUUGGAUGGAAUACCUGAACGUCAGUACCGUUUGUAUGUCCUCCCCUCCCCUCUUUACUAUUAAAAACAAUAUUUGUGGCCAUCCGAUAUAUCAGGCAUAUACAUGCCUUAAAUCCUGUCGCAGUGAGUGUUCCGUCAUGCAUAGAAUCCAUCAAAUCGUACUGGAAUCAUGACACGAAGGCACGUAAAACCGUUCAAAUGUUGAUGAAAAUAUUGUUCGCCAGACUUUUUUUUUUUUGCGAGAAGUGCAAUGAAGUAACAACGAUGUCAAAUAAACAUUCUUAACUGUGCUUCUGUUAAUAGAUAAGAAAAUAAAGUGUAUAUUUGUAUCCACCGACAAA
Lepisosteus oculatus (spotted gar) is the source of this 4606-nucleotide messenger RNA. The record is from RefSeq and is a predicted model, not a curated record. NCBI's taxonomy places the organism in Eukaryota, Metazoa, Chordata, Actinopteri, Semionotiformes, Lepisosteidae.